Molecule: messenger RNA, 6863 nt
Organism: Taeniopygia guttata (zebra finch)
Lineage: Eukaryota; Metazoa; Chordata; Aves; Passeriformes; Estrildidae
Product: KIAA0825 ortholog
Source: RefSeq, a predicted model, not a curated record
AGCGGCCGUUCCGGGACGUUGUAACUGACGCUCCGCGGUCGCCGGGGCCGCCGGCGCGGAGCCGCGGGGGGAUCCCGGCCGGAUUCUAAAAAUGGAAUGGGGAGGAGAGUAUUCUUUUGAUUCUUCCAAUUUAGACUGUUUGUUAAAUGUCCUCCCUGGAGACUUGGAAUUUCAACAAAUCCUUAGCGAUCUUGAUGAAAAAAUAAAGAAGAACUCUUCCAGCAUAGAAAAGUGUCUUAAGGACCUGCAAUCAGACGUAAAUGAAAUAUGUGCUGAUGAAGUACUACAAAGCACAACUGACUGCAUUCAGUGGCUAAAUAACUGCAAUUUUACUUCUCUCAGACCUUCUUCUACAGACCAUAGAGAGCUGCAGGAGUUCCUAAAGACCCUGCAAAGCUUGUUGAAGAAUGAGAAGAAUCAAGAAGAAAUGGUACUUCACUUCCUUCUGGAUCUCUCUAGUCAGUGUGGUGUCUCAUUUCCCUGUACUGCAAGCGGGAUGUCUUUCGAGUUAACAUCUUCACUUCAUACCAUUCAGGAUGAUUCAGCUGUGGAUGUGAAAUCUCUUUGGGAUGAUGUGAGAUUGCAUCUUCGACAAUUUUUAGUGAAUAGAUUGCAAAGUCAAGAAGAAACAAGCACUAAUGCUUUACAACAGCAAAUGGAGUUUAAAACUCAGUGUGUACAGCAGCUUUUGUUUCUUUAUCCCAAAUCAGAAGUCUUAAUGAGGUAUCAAAAUAUGCAGAAUAAACUAGUUAGUGAUCUUCUGCAAAACUGUAUUUUGUCUAGUUGUGGUGAAACAAAUUUUGAUAAGGUAGUUUAUGGUUACCAAAGUUCCAUACCCAGAUUGUGCACAAUGAUAAAAGAGGAUUUGUAUAUUCUAAGUGGAACUAUUGGUCCAUCUUUGUCAUUAAAAUUUAUUAAUGAAACUUACCUGGAUACCAUCACUGAAGAAAUGACAGUUCUUCUUGAAAGACUUUGUGAGCUGCAGUUCAAAGAAAAUGCUCUGCACAUAGUUAAAGCAAACAAGAUUUCAAAGAAGCAUAGAGGAAGAGUACACGCUUUGGCCUCCCAGGAAUACCACAGGAAAGGACGAAACUUCUGCUUAACCUUAUAUCAACUCAAAUGUCUUUCUCAACUUAUCAAACUCUUCUUAUUAACGGAGGAAAAAAUUGAAGAGCUCUCUACAGAAAUUCUGCUGCUGCCUUCAUUUACAGAGAGGAAUAAGAAUGUUCAAGGAGUUCUGAAGAGAGCUAGUGGGGAGCUUUUAACAGGAGAAACUAGAGCAAAUGAAACCAGCGUGCUUCCUGAACAGUUACUUCAGGUAGAAGAGCCUAUUUUACUGAGUUUUGGCUGGAGAAAUGCAUUUAAAGACCUGUCUUCUUCUGUGGCUCACUGUAUAACAAUAGCAAUUGAGGAUUUUUCAUCUAAAAUCCUUCAACAUGAGCAGAAAGAAGAGUUUUCAGCUGCAGGCUGCACAAUGGGUCUUGUAAACAACCAGCAAAUGAAGGAGUCCUGCAGAGCAGUCCAACAGGAGGAGCAACCAAAACAAAUUGCUAAGUUUUGUUCUGACAUCAUGGAAGAACUUGACACAUUGCUUCCAUUGGCUCUGGCCUGCAGAGAUGAUUCUCUUCAGGAAAUUAGAGCAAGCUUUGUAGAGGCCUGCAGCAAAGUGGCAACAGAUGUUCUGGCAAGACUAGAGGAGAAGAGCAGAGACGUUCCCUUGAAGGCUCCCCUGCAAGACCUGUGUGGUGCCCUUUCCACGGCGAUAUAUGUCUUUCAGCAUUUUACAAUGUAUAGCAAUUUAAUGAGAGAAACAAGCAAAAAAACCCUGUUCCUAGUGCCUAUCCAAAAAUGUCAGAAAUUCAUCAAUAUUCUCCAGUUUCAAGUUACGAACUACUGCAUCAGAGUUUGUGCUACAAGCAUUUUACAGGAUGCUGAGAGCCACUGCUGGGAUGACUACAAAGCUUUUUACGAGGGGGAAAGAUGCUCAUUCUCUGUCCAGAUGUGGCAUUACUUCUGCCGUGCUCUUCAUCAUGAUCUGUGGACUAUUCUACCUCCAAGGACAGCCCAGGAGAUUCUUACAGAUGUACUAGAGCAAUCUUUGGAUAUUCUGUCCUCCAGAUAUUGUCAGGUGUGUCCCAGUUACAAAAGAACACCACAAAUCAGAAUUGAUAUUGCAGCAAUUUUGAUGUCCACUGAAGAUAUGAUCUGGUCAAUUUGUAGUUCUGUGCAGGAGUUUCUGAAUCCACACAAAGACAGAAAUCUCAAGAUCUAUAAAAUACAUAGCCACUGCAAUAGUCUGAUCUCUGUGCUGGCUAUUUUAACUUCACCACUGAAGAAUUUGUAUGAGACAUUUCUGGAUAAUUCUGGUGAACAUCUUCCUCAAGAUUUUUCAGAAGUCUUUUAUCAUCCAUUACACUGGUUAUUUUGCAUACCAUCAUCCUGUUUUUUCUUUCUCAAGACUCCAUCAGCCAGAGAAAUGGCAGCCCAAGGUCUUCUGAAGCUGCUUUUAUCCCAGCCAUACUGUAAUUUGAACUUGCUUUUGGAAACAUUGCUACACCAUGAUUGUCUCUUAGUGAAAAUUUUGCUAAGAAGCUCAAGUAAUCAAGCAUUAAAUUGUGAUGAACAAGGUUCUCUCUUGGGACAGGAAAAUAACAAAAACCCUACUCUGAUUGAAACAAUCUUCACAGUAUUGUCUUACUGCACUUUAUCGCCGAAAUCUCUUGGCAUUGCUUUUGAGUCCUACAUGGAAAGGGAGCUGCUGUGGAACUGCUUAUACAACAUGACAGUUUCCAGUUGUGGAGAGUCAGAGCCAGAAGUUAUCAGAUGCUUGAAGUUGACUUUGAUUAAUUCAGUGAAGGGUAUAGUGAAACAGAUAAUUUCUUUGAUGCAUUCAUGGGAGGCGACAGAAAACUAUGGAACAUACCAACACAAGCAAAUAGUUCCUGAAGGUUUACUUAAAACUGUUCCAAAGGAAUGGAAUUACACUCCUCGGGAAAUGAAGAGAAAAGAAUCUGGGAAAUGCUUCACAAGGCUUGCAGCUCAAGCGGUAUCUAUUGUAAUCAGCAAGUUACCUACAGUGAUUGCAUGUUUGCCUCCCCCAAUUAAAUACUUCUUUUUUCUGGCUGAGAGAAAAAUGUCAAGAAACUUUGCUGAAUUGAAGAAAGCUGGUCUGCUUGUCUGGAACUUGAUUGUAAUUAUAUGUCGGAUAUUUGAGGAUGGAAAUACUGCAGAAUUUUUAACAGGUGCAACACUUGACAGAUGGAGCAAAGAAAAACUCAGUUUAGUUCGUGUGUGCUUAGAAAGUAUUAUGGGAAAACAGAAAAGUGGUCCUAAGCAAGUGACCCAGAAGAUCAUACAAAGCAUUGAGCAGCAAAGACCAAACUGGAUUGAAAGCCAGUUGCUGAAGGCAAGAAAAUUGAGCAUUGACUGUGCCUCAGUCACAGUUAAAGGUGCAACAUUAGAGGAAGGAGGUAUUGCACUUGGAUUCACUGAGCAUAAUAUAAACAUGAUGGUCCUGGAUAUCUGCCACAAACCAGGUGGUAGUGAGUACCUGAGGCAAAUUUAUCACAUCAUCCGACUCAAUGAGGAAUAUUUGAAAGAGCAGCUGUCUUGUGAGAACUCUUCUGAAGAUGGUGUUACCUCGAGUCAAUGUCAGCCUUUGAUGCUGAAGGGCAGAGAAGAGCAACCUGUCUUCAACCCUUUCCAGGUGUACAGACAAUCUUAUGCAAAAGUAUUCAAUCAGUCAGCCAUUACUGAAUGGAACUGGGAUUGGUCGAGCUUACUGCCAGGUUACUUGGGACUGAAUCAGAUGGCCUUCAGGGUGCUGCUGACACACAGGUGGGAGAUGAAAGAAGAUGCAGAUCUUGAAGAUGAGGAGAACACUAUGGUAGAACACUUAAAAAAUGUUUAUUUGACACAGAGGAGUCCUGUCUCAGAGGAUAAAGAAGAACAAUUACCUUGACAGAUUUCGGGUAGCACCUUUCUUCUGGAUUCAAUAAGGCUAACUUAAUGCCAUAACUCACAGUACUAGAAAGCUCAGAAAUAUAUAUCUUGAGUAAGAGUUCUAAACUAAGGAGUGUUCCCUUGUUAUUGUCUGGUCACCCAAUGCAGGAAGCAAUUGUUUACACAUGCACAAGUGGAGGAACAGUACAGGAAAAUGUCAGUGUCACAAAACAAGGAGGUUGUAUCUCAGUACUGCAGAGGCACAAACCUGAAUGACAAACUAAGAAUUGUUUCCAAAAUAUAAUACUCAGUCUAAUAAUAAUGCAAUUUUGGACCCAGGCUAAGCAAAUGUUUCUGAUUUCCAUCCACCACUUUGGAGCUGGAGUCAGCCUGUCCCCAGUUCAUGUCACUAAAGAACCUGUUCCCUCCUUUGGUGCUUAUUCACUCAAUCACCCAAAAUACAUGAAUAGGAAAAGGUAUAGACCAUAUAGCUACCGUCCUUUUUGAGUUGCUCCAGGAUGAGUAGGCUUGGCCAUUAUUCCAAAUCAAAAAUGCAUCAGCAUUACUGCCUUCACAAAUCCUUACUUAACAUCCAGUGUAUUUUAUGGCUUAAAAAACACAGAGAAAUUUUAGAAGUUUUGAGAAGCAUCUUUUUAUUUAAAGGAAUUAUUUGCAGGCAGUGCUCACAGAACUAUCUUAAAAGUGAAUUGAGAAAAUAAUAAAUAAUUUCAUUUUUAAAAUAAAUAUAGUAAAAUUUCAUAUUCAAAGUAAUGCUGGUUUGAUAUUCAAAUUUUUCUGAAUAUUAUAUAUUUUUCUGAAUACUAAAUAUUUUUCUUACACACUUGUUAAAACUAUCAACUUUUUUUAUACAGGAGGUCUGGUUAGUAUCUCUUUAGCUGUACAAAAAUAAUAUAUAAUUUUUCUGUAGGUUUCUUUCUUUAGAAGUCCGGUUUAUCUACUUUUUCUGCCCAAUGAAGGGCUCUGGCAGGAUCUUGCUAAGGGUGUGAUCUGAGCAAAGUUAUUUGUGUUCCCAGCACAUCUUCACACAGAUGCUAUUAUGGACAUAACUUAGACAACUUCCAUAGGAUGAAGGCAUGCUUUUUUAUCCUAAAGGCUCCAGCAGCAUCAUUACUAAUUACAACCAUAUUACUAAUGCUGAUUUAGGAUCUUGUCUGAAAUGCAGGUUUUUCUCCUCUUAAUUGCUCUCUUUUCUUUUUAUAUAAAGCAUCAGACCAUUUAAAAUUAAAAUGUGGACAAUUGCAUCUUACAAAUCUCCAAAGAUCUUGUUACAACACUGCAACACAAAAGGCCUGUGAGGCACUGUAACUUAGAAAAUGCUAGAAACAUAAUUUAAAAAAUAAAGUAGACAUUUUCCUCUGCUGCCAGUGUAGUAAUUUAAGAUUGCAAAGGAAGUGAUGAAGUGUGAAAAUCGUUUAUCUUUGCUCUGUUUUUCACCUUUGAAGAUUAGUGGUGGACUUCAGGUUUAAAACAUGUCUACAGAGAUCUUCCACGACAGCAGGUUUGUGAUUUUGACAAAUGAGGCACACAUAUUCCAAGCCAUACAAAUAAUGUGUUAGUGUACAUGGAACUGACGUUCCGAAUAUUCUCCCCUAUUUUAUCAAAAUCUAUUGUAAAUAAUUAACUUUUUGUAUAGUCACAUAAAGUGCUUACGUGGUGAAUCUGAUUGAAAUACUCCUUGUGAAAAUGCUCCCCUUCUGGGAAAUACCUACUCUAUACCAACAAAUUACCUACCUAUAUCCAACAAUUUUAUGAAGAGCAUGAACAUUUCCAGUGAAUGAGCUAAUUGAGAAUAAAACCUGUCACUUACACUUAAGUGAGAAUAUCGAUACAGUCACUUCCCUGGUCCUGUAGGCCACACUAUUUCGGAUGAAGGCCAAGAUACCAUUGGCCUUCUCAGCUAUUUGGGUAGACUUUGGCUCAUGUUCAGCUGGUUGUUGACCAGCAACUUUUCUACUGUGCUUUCUAGUCUAUAUGCUGUGCCCCACACCUGUGGCAUUGACUUCGGUCGUUGUGACCCAAGUACAGGUGUUGAUCCUCAUUCCACUGGCCUCAGCCCACUGAUCCAGCUUAUCCAGAUCCAUUGUAAAGCCAUCCAACUCUUAACUCUUGCUUAAUUUUUGUCAUCUAUAAAUUGACUUAGGAUGCCCUCUAGUCCCUGGUUGAAAUAAUUGAUAAAGAUAUUAAGCAGUAUUGUCUCCAAUACUGAGCCUUGGGGAAUCCCAGUUAUGACUGGCCAAUGACUAACAUGUGUAAGAACAUAACAGCAUAAAAGCUGAACCUUUGCACAGUAUUUUAUUUGUAUGUUUUUCCUAUCCAAACCUGUAUGUGCAUCUUUUAUGGUAUCUGAGUGCAAGCAAAUGUGUAUUUUAAAUUGUACUUGACCACAAUCCUUACCGAGAAAUAUCGGGGCUUGGUCUCGCAGGCAAUGUAACCAUUCCAGAUAACCUUUAGGGUAUAAAAGGGACAUCAUCCUGACAAUAUUACUUAAUGCUGAAUAUACACUUCUACAACAUUCAUAUUUAUUCAAUAAAAUUACAGUAAUAAUUAGAAUUGUACAACUAAGCUUGCUAAGUAACAUGCCGUUAGUUUAUCAAGACUGCUUGCUUUUAAUUGAAAAUUGAAAGAGCUGAUCUUUUUUCCAUUGUAUAGAUGUAUUCUACAGAUGUUUUUGUGUAAAAUUAAGAAUACUUUUAUAACUGUAAGACUGCUGCUCUCUUUGGCUUUUCUUCAUGAAACAAUAGUUCUAUAUUCUUUAAAAAGUUCUGCUGAUUCUAAUAUUGAUUUAAGAUUAAAUUAGUUUUUAAGAAUGAUGCAAUGUCCUGGCUCUUUGGCACUACUUAUUGAUCCAGAAAUGUCUCACAUGUAUGUUUAGCCUAAAUAAAUGCAAGCAAUAGAAGUCA